GCAGCUUGCACCGAUCGUAGGCAGGAGUGCUGGUAAAAUGUCGGAGAAAACCGAGAAGAAUGGGCAGAUUACUGUCACGGUCACUUCUCCAGAGAACGAGGAACGCUCCGCAGAUGUUUCAGUUCAAGAUGUGGAAGAGAGCGAUAGCGCGGCACCCCAGAAAGUUGAAGUUGAAGAGAUAAGGAAAGGCUGGGGAAAUAAAAUGGAGUAUAUUCUCGCAACGAUUGGGUUUGCUGUUGGUCUCGGAAAUGUGUGGCGAUUUCCAUACUUGUGCCAGAAAAAUGGAGGAGGUAUGUGAAUGGUUUUCUGUUGGCCUGUUUGAAUUGGUUUUGGACCCUGGCUAGCGACCUUGUGUCGCCACGCCGCGCCGUGUCAUUUGAUCAAACAGGUUCCUAUCUCACCUUAAUUUUCAGAUUGUGUAUGUGUUAGAAACGUUCACUGCCAGUUUUUAUUGCAAUUGUUGUCUACUACCCACUGGAUUUUAGUUACAAGUAGUUGAAACUGAGCCUAAGCACAAUAUGUACCGUGCAAGCAAAGUUAGGAAAGCAGUAAUGUCCUGAAUUACUAAAAGGUUACCAGUAGUUAAAGGUCGACUACCCCCCGCCAUGAUUUGACCAGUGCUUUUCUGUUUUCGUACGUCGCUGUGGCAGCAGCAUUGCGGUUGUCAGGAGCACAUAUUAAUGAAAAAAAUAUAUGAAUUGCGGCUGGAUCUUGUCAACAAAAAAGGUAUAAGAAAAUUGAUUAAGAUAUAGCUAGGUAUUGCCGCAUGUUUCAAGUGUAUUUAUUUUUAAAAAAAUAGCCAAAAUUGGUCUUAAAUUAACGUACAUAACAGCGAAGACUGGGAAAACGUACAGUGUGAUGCCCUUGAAAGCACUUUCAUUCAAUUUAAUUUUUCCUAAAGUGUUUUUGUUGUUUACUUUUUUGGAGGCCACCUUUUGCGAGUAAAUAAAGUUUGCCUUCUGAUCUCGGCAUGGUGAUUAUUAUACUGUCCAGCUGUUCCGAUUUCUCGGCCGUUCUCAAGAAUUCAUCGAUGGUGUCGAGAAUCCCAUGGGCAGUAAUUCGUAAAAACUCCCGGUACGCUUCGAUCUUUUCGCGGUUUAUUUGCGCUUCACACUUGCGACUUUCUUUGUCGUUUAAGCAACAAAAAUUAGCAAUGCAAAUUUUUGAAAGUGUUUAAAAUUUAACAACAAACGCCAUUUUUAAACACGAUGUUAGUUAUUUAAUAUCUCAUAUCCCCUGUUUGGAUUUGUGCAAUCUACUCAAAAGACGCCGUCCACACGCCAUUUUGAAAACGCUUUUUUUCCCCGCAUGAUCACACACGUAUCGUUCAGCCCGUCCACGCACGUCGUCCACGCGUAUCCAUUUCUUCAUCGUCUGACUCAAAAUGUUUCACUGUUAAGUCUUCUAUCGCUUCGAUUUCCGAAACCAGGAUACCGGGGAUAAUAUAAGAAAGCUUUUUGGCAUAGAUAAGGGUGCAGAAAAACGCUCUGGAAAUACCCGGGAAUAAACUCCGAACAAAAACAAAGCAAAACUGUUUAAAGUUGCGCGCGUUUGUCUUCUGCACUCCAUGUUUCUUUCUUUCUGUGUCUCUGUCUCUCUCUUUUCUUUUCUCAUCUCGCCCAGCCAUGCUGUCUGGUGUUCUUGACCAGAGAUCAAAGCUGCUUAUCUGAGAGCGAAUAGCAAGGUUUGAUGUAAUGAAAAAAGUGAACUUUAUUUGGAGAACUCGAACCCUUUAUAGCCUGUUCCAAGCGUUCAGAUAGUGGAGAGCGGUGCGAAGUAAAGAAAGCGAUGAAAAGUAGAGGCCGGGGACUGGGGAGAGAGGUCGCGCUCCUUUUUACUUCGCACCGCUCUCCACUAUCUGAACGCCUGGAACAGGCUAAACCCUUUACGUUUCUCGUUCCCCACCCCCACCCCUAGCUAGCGCAGCUUGACAUUAACACCUUCAAUGAACUCGCGCCUUUCUCGAAUAAAAUAGGAGAAAACAGAGAUAUUCUGGACUUUGAGACUAUUUGUGCUUAUUAAAUCAAUGAGAAGUGAAGCAGUUUGUAUUUUUCAUUACUUUUCAGGCGCAUUUUUGAUCCCCUAUCUUAUUAGCUUAGUGUUACUUGGCAUACCACUCUUUUUCAUGGAGCUCGCCGUUGGUCAGAGUUUGCGCAAGGGAUCGGUGGGUGUGUGGAACGUUAUUCACCCGUACCUGGGUGGGGUGGGGUACGGCUCCGUCAUGAUAUCCUUGCUGGUGUGCGUUUAUUACAACAUGAUCAUCGCCUGGUGUUUCUACUACUUGUUCAUGUCUUUCCAAGAUCCACUGCCUUAUUCCGUGUGCCCUAAGGUAGAAAAUGACACGAUUGUGGAGGAAUGUAGGCUGGCUGGUCGCACCCAGUACUACUGGUAUAGGUAAGAAGAUUGUCUCAUAGUGCUUUGCACUAACCACGGCAAUAAAGAGCCUCUGAAUACGACCAGAGGGUUCCGAAGACCAUGCGAUACUGUUUGAGCCCUGAUGAGGGUAGCCUGCGUAGCAAGAGUUUCCAAUCGAGUUAUUGUGGGAAAGUUGGAGCAAGAACAAAAGAAAUGGAUUCUUUCAUGCUCUGGUUCCAAUUUUCUCGCCCAAUUCCCGCAGGACCGCUUGCUACGGAGGUUAGGAAAAGGCUAGCAAAGCAGCUUUCCAAGGCUUCUACUACCCGAGUGAUAUGGCUGUGUGCGUGUGUAAGGUACCGUCCAAGUUUCUUAUACUGGAGCCUAGACAUAAGACACGAAGCUCAGUCUCACGCCACCCAGUAGCAAUAUAAAGCACUAAUAACAAAAAGGCAUUUCAUUUCGUAGCCUGACCAGUGAAAACAAGCUCUCUGGGGGGGGGGAAAUCUGGGGACGGGGGAGAAACCCAAAUCUUUACUAUUUCUCCUUUGUUUCUUCCCCGUCCCCAGACUCCUCCAGAGACUGCUUUCUCGCAGGUUAUAAAUUUCUAACCUAAGUUGACUUUAUCAAACCUGAUUACCGUAAAUGUCCUAAUAAACGUCCACUUCCAAAUAAACGCCUCUUAUCUAACAGAUGGCCCUUAACUAGUAGGGAUUACCAAAAUGGAGCAAAAUCACUCAGUUCAUUCAGCUUCUUGCUUGAUUAACAAGGCUUUGCCUAUUUCAUCUUGCUCAUUGUCAAGUUCAAAGUAAGGAUAGACUAACGACGAGGAUCAGUUCUGUCAUCGAUGUUGGGAUUUGAAAGAGCGAUGUGGAUCUCUAGACGGCCUAAACGUGUUACUUGAUGGAGUGGAUAUUCCGCUAUUUUUAAACUCUCUUGAUAUUUUGGUUUUGUUGAGCUUAAUUAUUACCGUAAUGAGAAUAAACGCCUCCUAUCUAUUAAACUCCCCCACUUGGACCCCGAAAAUUAAAUAGACGCCUAGGACGUUUAUUAGGUCAUUUACUUAUAAUUUUCUAUCGAGAUAAAAAUCUCAUGAUAUCUUAACUUUGAGACAAUAAAUAAGAGAAAAAUUAAAGUAAACAAUACAUUAUUAACCCGAAAUUAUAUAGGAUAAUGAAAACUGUAUUUAUAUAGGAACGCACUGGAUAUAUCGACGUCUAUUGAUGAGAGCGGAGGACUCCUGUGGCACUUAUGCUUGGUGUUACUGUUGUCUUGGGUUGUUGUUUUCAUUUGCAUGAUGAGAGGUGUAGAAUCAGCCGGAAAGGUGAAUACAGUAAAAAUACAAACUAUCAAUGAUAGGCUUAUAUUGUCCUAAUCAUUACCCACCAUUAUUAUUGUUCUUUCAUUACCCACCCAGGCCUUCAUUACUCACCCAGUCCUUCAUUACCCACCCACGCCUUCAGUACCCACCCACCCCUUCAUUACUCACCUAGUCCUCCAUUAACCACCCAGGCCUUCAUUACCCAUCCAGUCCUUCAUUACCCACCCAGUCCUUCAUUACCCAUCCAGUCCUUCAUUACACACCUAGUCCUUCAUUACCCAUCCAGUCCUUCAUUACACACCCAGGGCUUCAUUAUUUUCCCAGCCCUUCAUUACCCACUCAGCCCACCGUUAUUCUCCCAGGCCGUCAUUACCCAUCCAGUCCUCCAUUACCCACCCAGUCCUUCAUUACCCACCCAGGCCUUCAUUACCCACCCAGUCCUUCAUUACCCAUUCAGUCCUUCAUUACCCACCUAGGCCUUCAUUACCCAUCCAGUCCUUCAUUACCCAUCCAGUCCUUCAUUACCCAUCCAGUCCUUCAUUAACCACCCAGUCCUUCAUUACCCAUCCAGUCCCUCAUUACCCAUCCAGUCCUUCAUUACCCACCUAGGCCUUCAUUAUUUUCCCACCCCUUCAUUACCCACUCAGCCGUUUAUUAUUCUCCCAGCCCCCCAUACUUCACCCAGCCGUUCAUUAUUCACCAAGGCCUUCAUUGUUUUUCCAGCCUGUCAUUAUUUUCCAGCCCUUCAUUACCAUCUCAGGCCUUCAUUAUUUUCCUGGCCCUUUAUUAUUCUCCCAGGCCUUCAUUAUUCACCCAGUACUUCAUUAUUCUCCCAGGCUUUCAUUACCCAACCACCGAGCCCUUCAUUCCGCGCCAGCCUUUUAUUACAUUACCCCCCUUCCCCCCCCCCCCCCCCCCACCCUUAGAUUACCCACCCAGCCCUUGCCGGGAAAGGUUGUCCAUUCCACUAGGGACUACUAUCGGGCAAUAAUUUUCCUUUUCAUUUUUCUCUCUCCUUUUUUUAUUGCAGGCUGUGUAUUUUACCGCUACCUUUCCAUACAUUGUGUUGAUCAUUUUCUUUGGUCGUGGUAUCAGUUUACCAGGAGCUGCUGAUGGUAUCAAACACAUGUUUACACCACAGGUAACCUGAACCCGGUGAUCCUUGACACCUCUUCUCAGCUUACAGCUGUACCUUGCCCGUCCUACCGUACCCUCCCUUUCCUAAUCUAACUUCCCACUGGUGAUGAGACGAAACAUUCACAGAUUUAUUUGGUACCAACCCGUUAUUAUAUGCGCGUAACAUUCAUGGAAUUUGCUUGUAUGUAUAGGCGUAAAUAAAUAGUGUUCAAGUAAUCUACGCGUUGUUUUCGUUCAGUAAAUGUAGUUCCUUGGUUUCCAGUGUGCUUGAAAGUAAGUAGGUAAACAUUAAUUGCUGCAAAUGCUGAAACAUGUUAGUUUCUGGUAUCUCAGUCUCUCUUUGACUAUCAAGGACAUACCCAUCUGUUGAGUAAGUACUUAUUACACUGCAGCGAGUGGCGCGAAAGACCUGACAAGGUUCGGUUUAAAUAUGUUAACAGAUCAAUUAGGCAAGUUACGAGUUGUCCAAGCCUUUUUCUCAAAGGGACGCUAAGCGCAAAACUAUUGAUAUUAGGAUAAUCUUAAAUCCCCAAAAGUUCUUCACUGAAUAGAUUUUUUGAUACUACAAUACGGCAUAAUAGAGUGAGACUAAUGAUUUGGUGAAAGUUGCUAAAUUAUUGUAAAUGAGGCAAACGAAGUACAUUUUACGAGCUAUUCAGCGCUUUUUGCGCUGUGAACUGUCGGCGAUUUCUUUGAGGGUUUUUUCGUGAGAGUGAGUUACCAAAAACAUUGAGAUGAGGCAAUGAAGCCGGUGUUGGAAAGCCGCAAACGAGCGACAGCAAUGUUUAGACUCAUUUCUCGAAAACUGGAAAACACACUGCAAUCAGCUUUUCGGCGAUUGUACCGAUUGGUAUUUUUUGUUAGACAAAAUCUGUUGUGGUAUUCUUAUAAUGGCUAGUUCCAUCUGAACUGAACGAGCUUAGAGAAGCCUUAUUAUAACAUUAUAUAAACACCAAUGAAAUACCAGGUGAGCUUUCGCGCGAAAACUUGAUAUCUUCACAUGUAAAAAUAACAUGUUUUUUUCACAUGUGAAAAUAUCACCUUUGCUAUGGCUACAUAAUAAAUCGCGCCUUUCACACCAAAAAACUAUUAAAGUGAAAUGGUUUGGUCUUUCAUUGGUGUUUUUAUAAUAAAUAGAACAUUACGUGGCCGCUUGGAGAUACGAAAUUUUUCUUCUCGUGCUGAAAAAAUAUUUCACUCGUUCGCUGCCCUCAUUCGUGAAAUACUUUUCAACACUCGAAGAGAAGUUUCGUAUCUCCGCGCGGCCAUGUAAAAUCCUCUAUGUAUCCUCCAUCUCCAUCACUUCCCUACCCACUUGCAUGAAUCCAGCAAUCCGUCCCCCCCCCCCAAUUAAAAAACUGCCGCACGAGCACUGUUUUGUCAAGUAUAUUGGUUAACACAUUCUUUUCUACUUGCUCAGUUUGAAAAGCUGGCUGAUCCCCAAGUUUGGCUGGAAGCAGCCACGCAGAUCUUUUAUUCACUGGGAGUUGCCUUUGGAGGACUGAUUGCGAUGUCCAGCUACAAUAACGUGCAUAAUAAUUGUAUGAGGGAUGCUAUUAUGGUCUCCACUAUCAACUGUGGCACAUCUAUAUUUGCUACUGUUGUCAUUUUUUCUAUUCUUGGAUUUAAGGUAGAUCUCAUUUUUAAUUUCAUUCCUUUAAUUAUCACUGAUACUGGCUUUUUGCUUUCACUCCUAUCCAUAGGCGAUUCAUCCUCUAGUUCUGGACCUGCCUCUAAUGGAAAUUUUAGUCGUUCUUUCUCAGUGUAAUUAUGUCUUUGGUCUUUAUGUAUUUAAACUAUCCAAUACCUUAAAAAAACUGAAUUGAUAAUGAUUUCUAUUAUUAUUGUUAUUAUUUGAAUGUUAGGCUCAUCACUCUUUUCACGAAUGUUUGGAUUUGUUUGGAGGAGCAAACAGCACGGAAGUGACAAAACACUGCAAGGAUCUGGAAUUUUGGCUUUCAGAGGUGUGAAAUUAAAAAUAUUUAGGAAAUUACGAGAAUAAAGGCAAAUAGGCUUUUUAACGUUUGUAUUGUCACAGAACCCAAUGACAUUCUUAGUCCCUGAGGUAAACAGCACUGUGAUGGACUGACACACUACAAAGGCUAAGCUUUAGUAACUCUUUCUUAGUCGAGCAACUUCAAGACCCUCUUCAGCUUUCUGGCAUGCACGUAUACAGUGCAUUCAAAGAAAAUUUCAAAAUGAACUUCAUCAAUAUGAAUCGCGACGUUACGCUUACUAAGUUACCAAACAUUGAUUUUCAUUGUAUCAGGACCUUUCAAUAUCGUAAUCAGGGCAACCGCUUUUAUAGACUUUACAAACCCAGAAAGGUGUUCCCCACCGAAUUGUUCAGUGUUCUUAUUCUUUUAAUUUGUUUUUCUUGUCUGUAGUCUGCCCAAGGCCCUGGCCUGACAUUCAUUGCCUUCACUGAAGCUAUAGUUAAGAUGCCUGUUUCUCCCUUAUGGGCAGUAUUGUUCUUUGCUAUGUUACUUACGCUUGGUCUUGGCAGUAUGUUUGGAACCCUGGAAGGAGUGCUUACUCCCUUAUUUGACUUGAAGAUUGUGCCUUGGAGAAAGGAGAUCCUAACCGGUGAGCUGAAAUACGAUUAGACCCCAUACUAGCCUCCGAAAGAUGGUCAAAAAAGACAUUUGUUAGGACUGGCCCGCCAAACCAGACUAUAGAAUUAGAAUUCCACUAUUAAACUGGGUUAUCUCGGCAGAUCAGUCUAUCCCUAAUUAUAGUACGACAGUGGUGGCUAUUAGCGAAAAGUUCGAGAACAGAGUAAUGUUCCAUUAUUUAUUUGACAGUUUUAACUUUUGUUAAGUACCCAAAGUUACACCUAUCACUUUGAUUCCCAGCGACGCGUAUAUAAGUAAUAACAAUAUCGGGCCGUUUAAGACAGAGGAACGCAUGACCAGGCCCCGGCGAUGAGGUAUGUGUAAAAGGCUUUUUAAAGAUUUCGUUGUCGUUUCAGUUUAAAAGUUAACAAGAAGUAUACAUCCAUAUAAGGAUAUUUUGUUCUUAGAGAGUAAAGCGGUAACCAGGUGAAAUAUAACGAUAUUCGAUAUAACUCAAAUGACUGGCGUAUAUCCGUUACCUGCGACACAGACACGGAUGGAACUUAACUAACCCAGGUUAAAUUACGUCUGCCACGCAGGCUUUCGUAACUCGCUAAUACUGACCAAACUUGGAGGCAUGCGUCAUUCGUUAAAUUAUUUGCGAGCGACAAGAGGAGCCCCCAAUCCUAAUCUCCAGGUUUUUAUUACGCAUGCGUCGCAUGUAUGUAACCAGCAUUCGUUUGGAUUUCCCCUACGAAUGAAUGGAAUGCACAGAAUGCAAUUUGAUCACACGUGUUUAGACCAUCUGUCACGUGAAAUCUACGCAAAGCACAGCGUUGGAGCAAAGGCGUUUGACCUUCGAUCCUUGUCGCUAGCACUCCGUAACCUUAGAUUAUUACUGCAGGGUAGUCUGUAACAUUAGUUGAGAAGUUUUACGGCAUUCGUCCUAUUGCUUUCUAAGUUUCGUCACACGAAAGCAUAUUUAAUUAUCUAUGUUGUGUCGUUCAAACCAAGUAACCAGGUUCUUAUAGUAUGUGUAUCGGAAAUUUACAUUGCGACAUUUUGUGCACUCGACUCAAUAUAGCUAACUAGCAUUUUAAAACUUAUGGAAUCCUAAAUUCAUUACACUCUCUCUAACACUAGCCAUAUUUUUGAAAUAUUUAAAAGUGAGUGGUCUGCUUAUCCAGAAGGGCAAACGUUUUUCAUCAGGUGUGGUGUGCGCCGUCAGUUUCCUGAUUGGGUUGCUGUUCUGUCAGAAGUCUGGGGAGUACUGGUUACAGAUGUUUGAUACAUUCAGUGGUACCAUUCCCCUUCUGUUCCUCAAUCUUUUUGAACUGAUCGCAGUACAGUUUAUAUAUGGUACAUCAAAGUAAGUAUGAAAAGCCACUCUACGUCCUAGUCACUGCAUUUCUCCAAAGAGCAAUUGCCAGUAAACGCUUUUUAAAGCACGCCCCUUCGUUUUUCAGAGAAAAAAAACCUUAUAUUUUUCAUCUUUGCAAAAGAUGGGAUCUCGAUCGAAAAAUUACUAAACUACAUUAAGGUUUGUGAAGUUCAUGUAUGAAUGUAUGAAAAUCAUAUGUGAGAACUGCGGGGUAAAGAAUUGCAUGAUAGAGGAUCAACGCAGUUAUAGACACAACUUUUGCAGUUCUGAAAAAAAAUUCAGGCUCGUACGGGUUCGAACCCUUGACAUCUGGGAAACCUGUGCAGCGCUCCAUUAAUUAAGCUAACAAGCCGAAAGGGAGAAGCUCGUUGAAUUGGUUCGUUAUAAACCCGUGAAAGGAUGAUGAUGAAAUUAUGAUUGUAUGAACUUUUUUCAGGCUUUCUUUUAGCGAUUGCAAAAGUUGUGUCUACAACUGCGAUGAUCUUCUUUCAUAUAAUUAGUAAGGUUUGUGUUGGCACUGGCUCCACAGCCUGAGAGAGCGCAAGUAAUCUCAUUCAAUACAGUGAAGUUCAAUAAGAUGUCAAUUUACCGUUACGAAACUGUAAUUCCUACUGUUUUCCUUAAAUCCUUUCAUUAGUUUUCUUAAGUUUCUAUUUAACUAUUUAAAUGUGUUUUAAAUUAGAUCCGAUUGGAAAAUGAAAUCCAUUACUAAAGUUUUCGCGGCCCCAAUUGUCGUUUCCAUAGCCGGCUCACAGAGACAGUUACAAGAUAAGAACUGCAAAGGAAAAUGUAAGUGUUAUUCGUAAUGUCUUUUUAUCCGUGGCAGAUUUGAGGAUGACAUCGAGUACAUGUUAGGGAGUCGUCCCGGUCUGUAUUGGAAGAUUACCUGGCGAUAUGUGUCUCCUGUACUUGUGUUUGGCAUUUUAGUAGCAAGUCUUAUCAACAUGGGACUAAAGCCCAUUGUUUACUCAGCCUGGCAUCCUGAGAUGGCAAGUUUGUUUGUUUGCUUUUUUUAACUUAGUUUUGUUCCGUGGAAAUUCUUAACUUAUGUUUAAACAGCGGAAAUGUCUCUAAAAGCAAGAACUUUGCCAACCAUCAGGGCAAUUCAUGCGCUGUUAAUUAGUUUUCUAUUACCAAGCCAUAUAACUACUACCGAGCUCACUGGUCAAGCCACCUUAAAACGGAAAUUGUUGUCAAAAAACUUAAUAAUUUUCCGUCUGUAGAAAAUAUGAAGAUACUUAAUAAAACUUACGAUUGCGAAUGACCUUUCCUUGCCAGGGAUUGUAAACAGGUAGUCCCUGAAGAUGAGGUGACUGGUGGUAGAUAUAUGUCGAGACGCUACUAUGCCCCCGGCCAGGCUUAGGUGAACUUUCCACCCGAGCCUCGACCUCAUUUCUUUACGCUUGUUCACUGAAGCGGAAUGCGCGCCGAGCAGGUCUGUUGGACAAAAAAGGAAAAGCGGAAAAGCUUCUUUUGUUAAUAAAAGCCGCCCCAAAUUCCCGUCCCAAAACACUGAAUAGCCAGUGAUAUUCCGAGUUACGGGAGCCAAUCAAAGCGCGGAAAAUAGCUAUCCACUAAUUUGGUAAAGUACAAUUUAUUAUAAAGACAAGUAGCUGUGUUCUUUUAGAAGGAAUCAACUACUUAUUUAUUUGGCAACUGGCUCGGCUACGUUGAAAUGCGCUAGGCUGCGCAAGAAGUUAGGCUUAGUUGAUAUGCACAAUGCGAAACUGAUAGAUCACCUUAAAAAUCUUUUGACCAAUUCGUCAUUUCAUUAACAGGCUGAUGUCAUUGCCGUCCAGUAUCCCGCUUGGGGAUAUUUUGUCAUCGUUCUUUUGAUAGUGGCAUCUACGUGCUUUGUUCCUGUUGUAUUUGUGCUGCGAAGGUUUGGAUUUACCACCUACCAAAAAAGCGCACCUAAACCAGGCGAAGAUGACGUCAUAGCACCAGGGGCUCUGACACCUCAGCUGUCACGUGUUGCGCUGAAUUUGACCGAGGAACCUUUGGCCGGUACAGAGGACGACUCAGAGUCAACUAAUUUCUAA
This is a messenger RNA of Porites lobata, 10788 nucleotides long. The record is from the annotation of a GenBank genome assembly. Lineage: Eukaryota; Metazoa; Cnidaria; Anthozoa; Scleractinia; Poritidae.